This is a messenger RNA of Lodderomyces orthopsilosis Co 90-125, 870 nucleotides long. RefSeq lists its product as uncharacterized. The coding region runs from base 1 to 870 and encodes 289 amino acids. Lineage: Eukaryota; Fungi; Ascomycota; Pichiomycetes; Serinales; Debaryomycetaceae. The transcript has a single exon. The record is from RefSeq and is a predicted model, not a curated record.
AUGAAGUUCAUUACCUGUUCCGUCCUUCAACUUUGCUUCCUUUUUCAACUUUUAUUCGCGAGAGCUCAAGGAAAUCAGAUUAUUGGUGAUGUGCUAUACGUUCAUUCUGGUCUUGACUCAAAGAUUAUUCUCAGGGAAGUACGUGAGGGAAAUGUGCCAUUGGACUUGAGGCUUGACGAUGUAGUCAAAGGGGACCAUUUCAAUUUCAUUGUCAAUUUGGAUGCGGUUGAAUACAUCCACAACCAUAAUGUGGGUGCAAAAGAUGCAAGCCAAGGGGAUGAUUCUUUGAUCCAAUUGGCACAACAGUAUAUACCACCUGAGAGCUUGGCUUCAACUUCUAUUGGAGAGAGAAUUUUUACCGGGGUUGCGAAUCUCAUUGGCCCUUACAUUAACAAGACCUUUCGAUUUGUACUCAGCAACAUCAUUUUCAAAUACAUCAAGUACUUUUACUUUUGGGCAUACCACAUUUCAAAAUAUACAAUAAAAGUUACCGGAUUGUACCUCGACACGGUUGAUACCCCUGUCAAGUGUUUUUAUGGAUUAGAUUGGAUUGAAACUCAAGCUCAUGGAAUCUAUUUGGUAGGGUGGGAAACCUUCACUUUGCACGAUAAUUGUCAAGAGACCAUCAAUUCCAAAUCAAUUGAAACUAUACUCUUACAAGCACACUCAUUCACAACUGAUGACAGCCACUGUGAAUUUUACAGAAAUGAGCCAAACGAAGAAUCUGGUGAAUGGUAUGCUGAUAUUCGUACCUUAACAAGUGUUUCAAAUGAGAACAUCUGGGAAUUGAAGUGUCCUCACUCUCCAGCUGGUAACAAGAAAGAAUCGGUUUUGACUACGUUUUUGACCUUUCUCAAAACAGUCACAUAA